AUGUCCAUCGCAUGCGGCAAGAGGGCGCUUGGGCCUCUUGGGUACUUUCCCAUCGUCCUCGCUUUCUUCGCACUUGCAGCUCAGUGCCAGCAAGGCGGGCCCACGCAGAAGCCGAUCGUGCAGGUGCCGAACACGGGAGCCCAGAGCACCGGCAUCCCGAUCACGCAGAAGCCGACCGCGCCGGAGCCGGUCGAGUCGAGCGGCCCCAAGCGCCACCCAGACCUCCCCGUGCUGGGCUACGUGACGCCGUGGAACUCGCGCGGCAAGCAGCUGGUGGAGGACUACCGGGAGAAAUUUGAUAUCGUCAGCCCCGUCUGGUACACCGUCCACGCGGACGAGGCCAACGUCGACGAGGUGUAUGCCGUCAGGGGUGGUCCGCCGGCCAAGGAAGAUGAGGAGUGGUACCAGAGGCUGCAGAAGUCAACCACGUCGUCGGGCGCGGCGAAGCCGCUCCAGAUUGUGCCGCGGUUUAUUCUGGACGGGUGGGACCAGGACAACUUCCAGAACCUGGUCUUCAACGAGACAAGAUGGCGGCUGCUCUCAGAGGCCAUCGUGAACGUCGUAACCGAGAGGUCAUUCGACGGUGUCGUCUUCGAGUCUGGCGCGUCCUACGCCCUGGGACCCCCUCUCACGAAACUGUCGGAGGUGUUACAUGCCAAAGACAAGCUUUUGAUACUGGUCAUGCCGCCUGUUCGGGCACCUGGCGAUGGCAUGACUGAUGCCCACAACUCGAUGAUUGUUCAACCCCUCGCGGGCCUUUCGCAUUAUAUCGAUUAUUUCAGCGUCAUGACAUACGACAUGACGGGCCCGGGUGGUCGAGAGCUACAUGACGGCACUGGCUUCCCGGACGGCAGCUCGAUCAGACGGGCGAUCACUCAAGGGCAGGCUCGUGAGCCUGGCCCGAACACAAGCGCCGACUGGGUCAGGGACAAUCUCGUGGCAUUUGUCGAGGCGUCCCAAGCGGGCGCCAUGGAUCCGUCCCAGUCACCUGCAGAGUCCAGGUGGGCGUCUAGGAAGUUCCUCAUGGGCAUGCCUCUAUAUGGGUACAAGUAUCCUGUGCUAUUUGUUGACAAGACAUCGGGCGACUUCGUCAAGCGGCCGGCGGAUGCUGAAGCAGUCGCGCCCGUCUUGAGAGGCGCUGGGGAACCCGUCCUCAUGACCGAGAUAUUGGACAUGAUCAAGAAGAAAAAGGCGCAGGUCCUCAAGUCGGAAACGGACGGUGAAUUUUAUUUCGACUAUGAGGAAAGGCCUGGGACCGGGUUUUGGAGAGUGUUCCUGCCCACGAGCGAGGGCAUCUCUAAAGUCUUUGACACGAUACAGGACGUUGUCGACGAUGACCGCGCGUACGCCUUCGGCGGAGCCGGCGUCGCCCUCUGGGAAGUUGGUCAGAGUUCGACUGGUCUCUUGGCUUCUAUAUGA
Molecule: messenger RNA, 1419 nt
Organism: Diaporthe citri
Lineage: Eukaryota; Fungi; Ascomycota; Sordariomycetes; Diaporthales; Diaporthaceae
Exons: 2
Coding region: 1-1419 (472 amino acids)
Biological process (GO): carbohydrate metabolic process
Cellular component (GO): extracellular region
Molecular function (GO): oligosaccharide binding; chitin binding
Source: RefSeq, a predicted model, not a curated record